AUUUGACAUUAAAAUGACAUUUGACGUUUCUUGAACCGGUGCAGACUUGUUUAUUGUUGUAAAUUGAGCAAAACCCAUGUUUAUUGUUAUUAAAACUAAUAGACAAUGGCGACCCUAACACGACUCCAAAUCUCGGGCAUCCGCAGCUUCGGCCCCUACGAAGAACACUCCCAGCAAAUAAAAUUCGGCACUCCCGUCACCCUCAUCCUAGGUCAGAAUGGCUGCGGCAAAACCACCAUAAUCGAGUCCCUGAAAUACGCCUGCUCCGCCGAGCUCCCCGGCGGAACCAACAGCGGCCAAGGUUUCGUCCACGACCCCAAAAUCUCCAGAACCUCCUCCACAAAAGGCAACAUCAAACUACAGUUCCUAGACCCCCGCAACAACGAAAUCACCAUCGCCAGAGUAGUGGAAGUGAGCCAAACCGAGAAACAGAUGAAAUUCUCCACCAAAGACUCCACACUGAGAAGACUGACCCCCACCGGCAACACUUCGAGCAUCUCCGGCCGCUGCGCUGACAUCACCACCGAGUGCUGCCAACUCAUGAACGUAACCCCCGCCGUUCUCAACAACGUGAUCUUCUGCCACCAGGAGAACUCGCUGUGGCCUUUGGACGAAGGAAAGAAACUCAAGGAGAAGUUCGACGAGAUUUUCGACGCCCAGAAGUACAACAAGUGCACGGAACUGUUCCGCAAACAUUGCAAGACGAAACAUUUAGAAGUCAAGUUUUUGGAAAACGAACUGAAGAACAGGAAGGAGAAGAAAGAUUACGUGAAUGCGAAGACGCAGACGCUGCAAGAUAAGGAAACUAAGUUAGAGGGGUUAGCAAGCGAUAUAGAAACUAAAGAUGAAGAAUUGAGUGGUGUUAGGAACCGAAUGAACGAGAUUCUCGAGCUGGAGGGGACUUUGUCUCAGUUGCAGACGGAGCUUGCGACGAAAGAGACGAUGAAGAACGGGAUAGUGGAAGAGCAGAAGACUAUCAAGAAGGGACUGGCUUUCGAAUUUGAGGGUAGCGAUGAGGAUUUGAGGAACAAAAUCAAUACUUUUGAGAACGAUAGGCAAAAGGAGGAGAGUCUAAUUUCGAAUUUAGAAACAAGGAAGAGCGAGAUCGAAAGUAAGAAUAAAGUUAUUGCGAAUGCCACUCAGGAGGCUCAAACUGAGUUGGGUAUAUUGAAAGAACAGAAGAAUCAAUAUGAGCAGAAAUGUGUUCAAAGAACGAAUUUGAUAAAGGAAGCAAGAAAUGAGAUGAAAGUUAAAGAUCUGAAGGAGUUUCAAGACAACGAUGGAGCAAGAGCUGCGCUGUCUGAGUUGAACGCGGAAUUGGAGAACCAGGAGAUUUGCUUGGCAAGUUUGAUUGACGAGAAAGACGAAGUACAGAAGAACUUACAGAACAAGAUUGAUAAAGUGAGGGAGAAAACGGUAGCCACCAAGCAGAAAAAGUUGUCUAAAGAAGGAGAAGUGCAACAGUGUGAGAAGAAAGUUAUUGACAUAACCGGAGAAUUAAUAGCUUUAACAACCUCAGACUCCUUAAUGGAAGAUAUGAAGAAGCGUAUAGAAAGCAUUGAUAAAACUGUACAUAGCUUGAACUCUACAUUCAAAGAAGCAGAAGAAAGUAAAAAAAUAGACACCUACAAAGCGGACAUACAGGGAAUGGAACGCCAGCUGGAGUCUCUAGACAGUGAACAUAAAACCCUGCAACAAAACGACGUCAUCGAAGGAAAAAUGGAAAGCGAGAAACAUCUAAUAAUCGAAAAACAAAAGGAAAUUAAUAGAAUCAAGUCGAAACAUUCUGAUAAUUUUAGACAGCUGUUUGAAGGAACGGUUCCAGAGAGGAACCUCAAAGACUCCGUCGUAACCAAACAAAAAACCGCUGACACUUUAUUCAAAACCUUAACCAACGACAUCAACAUCAAACAGAAAGAAGUGACCACUUUGGAAGUCCAACGCAACAACCAGUCGGGAAGAAUCGCCGAUUAUGAAAAGGAACUAAAGACCAACCGGGCUAAAAUUUCAGAGGCUUGCAGCGGCCGCGAUUUUGAGGAGACCUUCAACAGUACCUUCCAGAAAAAAGAGCGUCUUCAAAUCGACAAAGGACAGUAUAGAUCAGUUCGAAUCAUCUAUGGUCAGUUUAUUAAAAAAUUCGAAGAACAAGCUCCAUGUUGUCCCGUGUGUGAAACAGAUUUCAGCAAUAAAAGUACCGUGGUACAGAAGAUCAUAUCCACGUUGAAAAGUAAAGUGGAACGAGUUCCUCAACAGCUGACGCGAGUUGAAAGCGAGUUAGAGAAAGAGGAGGCUCUAUACAGCAAGCUCCAACAGUUGAAGUUGGUGAAUGAAGAAACGGAAGUACUCGAGAAGGAAAAGUUGCCUCAGUUGAAGCAAAUUUUGAGCGACAUUGAAGAUAAGUUGAGUGCGACUACAAGCGAGUUGAAUCAGUUGAAGACGAGAUUGACUGAGCCCCAGAAGAUUCUUGAGCUGUGUGGGAGGGUCAUCUCGGAUGUGGGUUCGUUGGAUCAAAGUAUCUCGGAUGUUGAAAAGUCACAGCGGACCGUCGAUAAUUUGAAGCAAAGCUUGGUUGAAGUCGCUUCUAAAAAAUCGAAGGAAGAAGUUGCAGCGGAGAUUGAUCAUAUUAAAUUCGAAGUGAGCGAGUCGAGGGGAAAAGUGGAAACCAUCACCAAAAACAUUAACAAGCAUAAAGAUAGAAUACAGAACUUGAUGCAAGAGAGAAAGGAAGUGGUUGAGAAGCAACUCAAACUGAGGGAUGGCAUUCAAAAUAGGCCACUUUUGGAAACACAGCAGGCCGAACUGACAGAUAAAGUAGGGUCAUUGCAGGAAGAAAUCACCCAGUUGUCGACCCAGUUGAAUGCCGAAGAAAUAGAUCUACAGAACGCGAUAGAAAACAAGAAUACCACCACACAGAGGGAUAAACAAGAAGUCGACGAACAAAGACAAAAAGUAAUAAAUUAUCGCAGACUGCUUACCGGGAUAGAUAAACUUCAAACCGAAAUAGACGACUACUUGAAGAAGGGAAUCACCGAUAAGCUCACCACAAUCGAAGAGAAAUUAAAAGAGUACAAAAACAAAGAAACCGCUCUCGAAGUCACCAAAACCAAAAUUCUUGAAACGAUUUCCGAAAAGAGAGAGAAUCUAGCCAAGGAAGAACUCCGCUUUCGCACUCUACAAAGCAACGUCGUCCUCCGCGAAAAAAAAGCAUCAGAAGAAAAACUAGAGACCGAAGUUAGAGCCCUGAAGAUCCGAAUCGGCGGCUACAACUACCGGACCGUCUACGAAGAAAAAGUCCGCCUAGAAAGAACCCGCGAAAACUUGGACAAACAAAUCAACAACAUGAAAGGCCAAAAGAACGAAUUACAAAACUCAAUCGACGAACUACGCAGAGAGUUGGCUCUCCCCGACAACAAAAACGCCUACGCGAAAUACAGGGAGCAGCUAUACCGACUCGAAAUCAGAAAGAGUGUCAUCAAAGACCUGGAGAAGUACAUCGUAGCGCUAGAAAAAGCAGUCCUGGAGUUCCACAAGUCGAAAAUGGUCCAAAUCAACCGCACGAUCAGACACUUCUGGCGAAACACGUACAGGGGCAACGACAUCGACCACAUAGAAAUCAAAACUGAGUAUGCAGCCGGAACUUCGACGAAACGCACCUAUAACUACAAAGUUGUUCAGAUAAAGAAGGGGAUUGAGCUGGAUAUGAGGGGUCGCUGCAGCGCUGGACAGAAAGUCUUGGCUUGUCUAUUGAUUCGGAUGGCGCUGGCAGAGACGCUCAGUUCGAAUUGUGGCAUUUUGGCUCUAGAUGAGCCCACGACGAAUUUAGAUAGGGCGAAUGUUUUUAGUUUGAGCGACACGCUGGCUAGGAUUAUCAAUAAUAGGCAUCAGGAGAAGACAUUCCAGUUGAUUGUGAUCACGCACGAUGAAGAGUUUUUGAAUGCGUUGACUAGAGCUCAAGGGACGACGCAUUAUUAUAAAGUGGAACGGGAUAGAGAUGGUUAUUCUGUUAUUAAUAGGCAGCAGACUUAACUUAGUGGCUAGAAGUGUAAAGUUGCCUUAUUCGUGUUUAAUUUCCUCUCCGACGUUUCCAAUAUUCCAGUGCUGUUAAAUGAUAAAAAAAGUUGGGUAAUACCUCUUUUGCAUUUUGUAAUAAUAAGUGUAAUUUUUGUAAAUGUUGUUUUAAGUCAACAAUAAAGCUAAUUGAAGUUGAA
This is a messenger RNA of Zophobas morio, 4208 nucleotides long. RefSeq names its product DNA repair protein RAD50 (gene rad50). The transcript has 2 exons. Gene Ontology annotation, cellular component: Mre11 complex; nucleus; condensed nuclear chromosome. Lineage: Eukaryota; Metazoa; Arthropoda; Insecta; Coleoptera; Tenebrionidae. Gene Ontology annotation, molecular function: single-stranded telomeric DNA binding; double-stranded telomeric DNA binding; ATP hydrolysis activity. The record is from RefSeq and is a predicted model, not a curated record. The coding region runs from base 106 to 4026 and encodes 1306 amino acids. Gene Ontology annotation, biological process: chromosome organization involved in meiotic cell cycle; double-strand break repair; telomere maintenance via telomerase.